ACAUAUUAGCUCAUUGCAGUAAACAGUGUGGUACGCAUUUAACAACAACGCUGACAUGGUAAAAGCGAAAAAAUUCGUCCUGGAAAAACCAUUCAACGGUUUUCCUAAAGCCAGCGACUUGAAACUGGUAGAAGAGGAAUUACGACCCAUCAAAAAUGGAGAAUUUUUGACAGAGGCGGUUUUUUUGAGUGUGGACCCGUACAUGAGGUCCUUAGCACACGAUGUAGCUAUCGGACAGACAUUCAUAGGCUCUCAAGUGGCAAAAAUAAUAGAAAGUAAGAAUCCCAAGUACCCGGUGGGCAAAUACGUGGUGGGUGAAUUUGGGUGGAGGACUCACACCAUUGCGGACGAAACACCACCACUACCUAAAGGGUACCCCAUCCCAUGGAUCAUUCCAGAUCUGGAGGGGCUGCCGCUUUCCUUGUCCUUAGUAAUUUUGGGCAUGCCUGGCAACACGGCCUACUUCGGCUUCCUGGAAAUCUGCAAACCCCAACCCGGGGAAACCGUGGUGGUGACAGGCGCCGCAGGCGCCGUUGGCAGCAUUGUGGGCCAAAUCGCGAAAAUUAAGGGAUGCAGAGUCAUAGGGGUGGCCGGCUCGGACGACAAGGGCAAAUGGUUAACCCAAGAACUAAAAUUCGACCACUACGUCAACUACAAGGACAAAGAUUUUGAAAAGAAGUUAGCAGAAGCCGCUCCUGAUGGCAUCGACUGCUACUUCGACAACGUGGGUGGAGACCUUGCCAAUAAAAUCAUGAGACAGAUGAACCUGUUUGGAAGGGUGUCUGUGUGUGGGGUUAGUUCAGCCUACAACAACAAAGACGGAGCCAAAGCUGAUGUGGUUCAGUUCGCUGUGCUUUUCAAGCAACUGAAAGUGGAGGGAUUUAUUUUUACGCGAUGGCUGGAUAGGUGGUUUGAGGGUGUUUUGCAAAAUAAACAGUGGAUUAAGGAGGGAAAAUUGGUUUAUAGGGAAAGUGUGAGACAAGGGUUUGAAAACAUGUUCGACGUGUUUGUGGAAGUGCUAAAAGGAGACAAUGUCGGAAAAGCUAUUGUUAAAGUUUGACGAUUUUUUUUAUUGUACUUACAUGAAUCUUUCGUUUUGAAAAAAUUAUUAAAUUUA
This is a messenger RNA of Zophobas morio, 1117 nucleotides long. RefSeq names its product prostaglandin reductase 1-like. NCBI's taxonomy places the organism in Eukaryota, Metazoa, Arthropoda, Insecta, Coleoptera, Tenebrionidae. The record is from RefSeq and is a predicted model, not a curated record. The transcript has 5 exons. Gene Ontology annotation, molecular function: 15-oxoprostaglandin 13-reductase [NAD(P)+] activity; 2-alkenal reductase [NAD(P)H] activity. Gene Ontology annotation, cellular component: cytoplasm. Bases 56 to 1060 code for a protein of 334 amino acids. Gene Ontology annotation, biological process: prostaglandin metabolic process.